Messenger RNA from Funneliformis geosporum, 258 nucleotides. The record is from the annotation of a GenBank genome assembly. NCBI's taxonomy places the organism in Eukaryota, Fungi, Glomeromycota, Glomeromycetes, Glomerales, Glomeraceae.
AUGGCAAAAGUAGCUACAGAUUUUAUGAAAUACCAUAACUGGACCUCUGAAACUCUAUCAUCUGAACUAGCUAAAUAUACAGAGAAAAUUAACAAAAGUUUGAAGGAUGAUUACAAGGAUGGAUUGGCGGUAGUUAUUAGGAUUCCUUUAUCAUUAUUGUUUGAGAUUAAUGUGAUGUCGUCUAUAUAUGCUAUAUUUGAGAUUUCUAAAGAUUGUGUGAUUGUAUCAGGAGAAUGGAGGUUAGGAUGCCAACUGUGA